Molecule: messenger RNA, 1038 nt
Organism: Saccharomyces kudriavzevii IFO 1802
Lineage: Eukaryota; Fungi; Ascomycota; Saccharomycetes; Saccharomycetales; Saccharomycetaceae
Gene: ISF1
Product: Isf1p
Exons: 1
Coding region: 1-1038 (345 amino acids)
Source: RefSeq, a predicted model, not a curated record
AUGAUUGCUUCAGAAAUUUUUGAAAGAGGUGUGCAAGAUCCAUUUUGUCAAGAUUGCGAUUAUGAGGAUGAAACAGACGUACAAAGCUUUAUAGGCCCAAAUGAUUUUGUUACUUCCAAAUUAGCUUCCUUUAAUUUUGAAAAUUCCUUAAAAAAUAACUAUUCCCGUAACAGUAGCAAUAGUUCUACCAAUGUCGGUAACACGAGCAGGCACAACGGUAGUCAUGUAAUUGGUCAUCACUUGAGAAAAAUCAAGACUGCUCCGCACCAUCUAUCUGGUUUCGCUCCACCAAAUUCAUCGAAUUAUUCUAAUGAAACGGUCCGCCCUUCUCCAAGAAGAAUAAGAGCAAAUAGCAGUACUUUGAUUCACCAAUUGUCUAGACAGUCCACUAGGAAGUCUUCCUUGGGUGACGUAACAGACUGCUGUGUUGAACAUAAAUGCAUAAAACCAAAAUGUAGGCAUUCUUCCUGUUAUGGUAUACCAACACAUCUUUAUGGGUUGGAAAAAUACGUUUCAUCUGAAUUGGACUCGUUAACAGUAAAUAGCGAUCAAUCGAAUGGUUUCACUCCCCCAUCAACGUCCAUUUCAACGCCCGCUUCGAACUCCAAUUCGUACCUGAAUCUAAAUUCAAAUUCCACCGCAUAUUCGUCGUCUCAUCCCUCCAGCGAGAAAAAUAAUCGAUUGAAACUGAUUUCUCAUGGAAAAGUUUCGCCAAGUAACGCCACGAGCCAUUGCGGAAAUCCUAUUUAUUAUUCAAAAGAACGAACCCAUUCAAAUUUGAGAAGGGGGUCUUCUUCAGUACCUUCCACUGGUUCUUCUUCAGUACCUUCCACUGGUUCUUCUUCAUCCCCCUUGCAGACAAGGAAUAAUUCAUAUUCCAACUCUUUGGUUAAGUCCUCUUCCAAUAGCUCAUUGAAUACUAGUGUAACUUCCUCUGGAGAAGAACCCGUUCCCCACACGUCUAAUUGUUUAGAGGACAGGAAUCCAAGAAGAAAAUCAUUUAUAAAAUUAUCAUUAGCGAGUUCAUUCUCUAAUUAA